AUGGUGGCGACUGAGUAUGAGCGAUGUGUCCGCUUUGAAGUUAGCCUCGGGGAUAAUUUGAGAGUCCUGAUAGCUCAGCAGAGGGAGCGUGGUUUUUCUUUACUGGUUGAGAAGGCGAAAAUCACUGAGGAGGUUAAGCACGCUGAGCGCCAAAACCAUGACAAAGAGAAGGAUAAGAAGAAGAGGGAUUCAGAGUCCUCGAGUACUAUGCAGAGGCCUAAGAAAAAGGCCAGAUCUGAUGGGCUACUUAGAGCUGGGCCCCCUAUUACUGCUACUAGACUACAACCAUGUGUUAACUGUGGGUUAUCGGUUGAGAGUACUAGCAGCGAGGUUACUGUACUAAGUCCGUUGGGGCAGUUUAUAAGGGUUAGUAAGUUAUUCAGAAAUGUACCAUUAGAGGUUCAAAGGGCAAUCUUUUUUGCCGACUUAAUGGAGCUUCCAUUUAGGGAGUUCGAUUUGGUUCUGGGGAUGGACUGUUUGGUCAAGCAUUGUGUGACCUUAGAUUAUGCGACCAAGAGGGUCGUUUUGAGAACUGAGGAUGAUGAUGAGGUAAUCAUAGUUAGAGAACAUUGGAACUACUUGGCUAACGUGAUCUUUGUACUGGUAGCUGAGAAACUAGUUCGUAAGGGAUGUGAGGCGUACUUGGCUUACCUACCGGCUUUACCUCUGAAUCGGGAAGUGGAGUUUGGGAUUGAGCUUUUCCCUAGUACAGCUCCAGUGUCUAUCGCUCCCUAUCAAAUGGCACUGAAAGAGCAUAUGGAGCUUAAGGCUUAG
This is a messenger RNA of Gossypium arboreum, 774 nucleotides long. RefSeq lists its product as uncharacterized. The record is from RefSeq and is a predicted model, not a curated record. The transcript has 3 exons. The coding region runs from base 1 to 774 and encodes 257 amino acids. NCBI's taxonomy places the organism in Eukaryota, Viridiplantae, Streptophyta, Magnoliopsida, Malvales, Malvaceae.